AUGUCUCAGAGUUCCGAGCGUACACUCACGACCACCACUAUCCCAAAUUCCCUUCCUAGUGCACACCACUUUGUGUCACUAAAACUCACCCAUCGGAUCCUUUUCUCUCUCUUCUUCUCGUUCGACAAUAGGCUGCUCGGCUUCAUUGAUGGCUCUCAGUCGUGUCCAUCUCCGGUGAUCGAACUCCCCGCCGGUGAGCAGUCAGACGACGUUGCCUCCGUCACACCGAAUCCGACGUACGAAGCAUGGAUUGAGCAGGAUGCUUCCAUCCUAUCCUUGCUCAUCUCGUCGAUCUCGGAGGAGGUGAUGUACCUCACGCUUGGACAGACGACUUCUCGUGCGGUGUGGCUCGCGGCGGAGACGACGCUCGCCUCUUCUUCGCAUGUCCGCUGCCUCAACCUCAUGGGGCAGUUCCAAUCACUUCGACAGGGAUAUAGCUCUACACCGGAGUAUCUAGGGCGUGCCCAGCAUUUGGUCGAGGAUCUAGCGCUCGCCAGGCGAUCGCUGACAUUAACGGAGCAGAACCUCUAUGUCUUCCGGGGGCUGCGGCCGGAGUUCCGGUCUAUGGCAGCCUCCCUGGCGGUCACCGAUACGCCGGUGACGAUCCCGCAGCUGGCAGAUUAUUUGCAGGCGUAG
Molecule: messenger RNA, 636 nt
Organism: Ipomoea nil (Japanese morning glory)
Lineage: Eukaryota; Viridiplantae; Streptophyta; Magnoliopsida; Solanales; Convolvulaceae
Exons: 2
Coding region: 1-636 (211 amino acids)
Source: RefSeq, a predicted model, not a curated record